AACAUGCCCGUCGGCACCCCCAUCCACCGCCUCAUGAUCGACCCCUACAUCGCCGUGGUGGCGGGGGCCCUGGCCACCUGCAACAUCCCCCUGGCCUUCCUGGAGCCCACCAUCGCCAACUGGAUGAAGGAGUCCAUGGGGGCCAGUGAGUGGGAGGUGGGCCUCACCUGGCUGCCCGCCUUCUUCCCCCACGUGCUGGGCGUCUACGUCACUGUCCGGCUGGCCGCCGCGUACCCCCACCUCCAGUGGUUUUACGGGGCCCUAGGCAUGGCCAUCAUCGGUGCCAGCUCCUGCCUGGUGCCAGCCUGCAGGAAUUUCGGGCAGGUCAUCAUUCCCCUCUGCGGCAUCUGCUUUGGCAUCGCCUUGGUGGACACAGCCCUGCUGCCCACCCUGGCCUUCCUGGUGGACGUGCGCCACGUCUCUGUCUACGGCAGCGUCUACGCCAUCGCAGACAUCUCCUACUCUGUGGCAUAUGCCCUGGGGCCCAUUGUGGCCGGCCAGAUUGUGCACACCAUGGGCUUUGCGCAGCUCAACCUGGGCAUGGGGCUUGCCAACGUGCUUUAUGCCCCUGUCCUCCUCUUCCUCAAAAAUGUCUGCCAAAUGAAACCCUCUCACUCAGAGAGGAACAUCCUCCUUGAAGAAGGACCUAAGGGACUCUACGAUACCAUCAAAAUGGAGGAGCGCAAAGGCAUGGGCAAAAGCCUCCGGCCAGCAGGUGACACAGAGGAGAACGGCAUGGACUCCUACCACAGAGACCUGACAGGAGUGUCCGAGGAGGACUCCUCAGACUAUGAGUACAGCUAG
Molecule: messenger RNA, 804 nt
Organism: Mesitornis unicolor (brown roatelo)
Lineage: Eukaryota; Metazoa; Chordata; Aves; Mesitornithiformes; Mesitornithidae
Gene: SLC18A3
Product: solute carrier family 18 (vesicular acetylcholine transporter), member 3
Exons: 1
Biological process (GO): chemical synaptic transmission
Cellular component (GO): terminal bouton; AP-1 adaptor complex; AP-2 adaptor complex
Molecular function (GO): acetylcholine transmembrane transporter activity
Source: RefSeq, a predicted model, not a curated record